AUGCCUCCAUUGGACGCUCGGUCGGAGCGGUUGAUCAGGUUCUACAGAGAUGUUCUUGAUGGUAAGGUGGAAAUCCGCAGCGUUAAUGACUUCAAACGUUUUCUGGAAGGUCUGUUUCAUCACAAAGACCCCGGCGAAACGAUUGAGCGACUCGUCGCUAGACCCAAAGCCCUGGAUGCCCUUCGUGGUGGACUACGACUCGACAUCACUCCGCCGUUCAUCAACCAAUACACGGCGAAGUUUGUCCGCUACCUAGACGAUCCCAAGGUGAAACUGCUCUGCAAUGGGCAAUAUCUGGAGCAAAUCCUUCUUAUCAUCGCCGAGCCACGCACUGUGUGGCUAGCUUUUCGCGACGCGCUGACCCAUCGUAAAUUAGACCAGGAUGGUGUCUUGGCCCUGGCCUGGCUGACGACAGAGCUGCUCUCAUUACCAAGGUCAUCCGGUGUCGACGUCAUGGCUGAUGCCCAGUGCAUCGUGGACGACCAGGAAAUCCACAUGUCUUCCUCCAGCGAAUUGCGAAAUCUGGGACACAAGAUCCGGUACCUUCUGCAGAUGAAAUCUUCCGCAAAGACGACCGGACAACCAGGGGGUAGUAUUGCCGCUGGUGGACGCCACGACAACGACUUUCCAGACUUUCGCCAAAUUGCCAUUCUUCCGACCGCGGACGAAUUUGCCUGUGCCGAAAGACCCUUCUAUCGUCGUGCCGACGAGGUCCUUGAAUUAGUGGGUGAUCAGCGCGUCGCCGGACACCUGGACAAUCAGUUUCGCCUUCUGCGAGAGGACAUGAUAUCCGAUCUACGUGAAAGCGUGCAAGUCGCGCAGGGUAAGAAGAAGGGUCAUCGACCAACCCGGCGGCUGGGGAAUCUUGCCCUUGAUUCAGUCGCCUGCCGAGAUACGGGUAAAAGACAUCUGAAACCAUGUGCCGUCGGGGUCACCUGGAGGACUGGACAAGAGACGAUUCGAGAGAUGACUGGUAAAGUCCGUAAAAAACACCUUAAGAAAAGUCCUAACACCCUGAAGCACAAUGCCCUUGGCUGUGUGCUUCGGGCGGACGAAAUUGUGGCCUUUGCGACGAUCGAACGAGACAUCGAGUCGCUCGCGCUCAAGACUCCGGUUCUUAAGCUACGGGUCUCAGGACAAGAUGCACUCAAGAAGUGUCUCUUAUACUUGAAGAUGUACAACGACGUCGACUUUGUCCUGGUGGAUGCGUCGGUCUUCGCAUACGAGCCGAUCCUGAAACGGUUGCAGGAUAUGGCCAUCCUUCCGCUCAAGGAGGAGCUGUUUCUGUACGAAGACGGCAAUCCUGUUGGCAUGUCGGGCUUGGUGCCCGGCAGGCUUGUCUCCAAACUAGAGGGAAAGGUGGACAGCGACAUCUCAGGCCCCUUGGGCAUCGAUAAGCCUGUCCAGAUUGACCGGUCGCAACUCCAGUCUCUGAUUACAGGUCUCACGCAGAGCGUUAGCCUGAUACAAGGCCCCCCAGGCACCGGGAAAUCUUUCAUCGGCGCACUGCUGGCGAAAGCUUUCCACGAUCAGACGACGGAGAAGAUCCUAGUGAUGUGCUACACCAACCACGCUCUGGACCAGUUCCUGGAGGAUCUGCUUGACAUUGGAAUCAAGCACAGUUCGAUCGUCCGGAUAGGUCCAAAGUCAACCCCUCGUACUGAGCCUCUUCUUUUGAAGGAACAAAGUGCGAAUUUCAAGCGGUCUUCCCAAACAUGGAAUAAGAUCAAUGCCGUUGAGAGCGAUGCCAGCGAACAGGAAUCUGACUUGAUAACGAGUUGCGCAAGAUACAAAGAAACGGGGGCUAAUGCCGCCUCGAUUCUAGAAUACCUCGAAUUCGAAGAUGAGGAGUGUUUCGAGGCCCUAAGUGUUCCUGAAGAUGCGAACGGCAUGACCAUUGCUGGUAAAAAGGGGCGGGCCAUCAAAAAAGACCACCUUUACAAGCAAUGGAUAAGGGGCCAAGGGCCCGGGUUUUUCAAGGAUUUGAUCCCUUCGAGCUGUCGAGCUGUGUGGCAGCUGGACCUGCCCGCACGUCAGGAGAAGAAUAGCAUGUGGACCCGAGCUUUGUUGGAGGAACAGGCUUCAACGUUGGGAGCCCACGCAUCCCAAUUCAAUCGCUCACAAAGAAUGCUAGAUACCCUUCGGAGAGAUAAGACUCGACACAUUCUGGAAAAUAAACGGAUAAUUGGCUGUACCACGACAAAAGCAGCCAUGUUCUUCGAUGAGAUUCGCCAAGCAGCACCUGGGAUCAUUCUGCUUGAGGAAGCGGGAGAAAUUCUCGAGUCCCAUGUUCUUGCAGCGAUGACCGAGAGCACCAAGCAGCUGGUCAUGAUCGGAGAUCACCUUCAAUUGCGACCAAAGGUGAAUAAUUACGCUCUUACCCGAGAGAAGGGGGAGGGAUAUGAGCUCAACGUCUCGCUAUUUGAAAGAUUGAUCCACGCUGGGUACCCCCACACAAGACUUCGAAAGCAGCACCGAAUGUGCCCGGAGAUCUCGACAUUGGUUCGUGGGUUGAUGUAUUCCGACCUGGAAGAUGGUGCAAAGACACGGGAUCGCCCGCCACCGCGAGGCCUGCAGGACCGCGUUAUCUUCAUCCAGCAUGAGCAGCCAGAAGUGAACUUGAGCAAUGUUUCCGAAAAAGGGGACGAGGGCUCUACACAAAGUAAAAGCAAUCUUUUUGAGGCUUCGCUCGUCUUAAAGAUCGUAAAGUACUUGGGACAGCAGGGUUAUGGUACUGACAGGGUGGUCGUGCUGACCCCGUAUCUGGGCCAGCUCCAUCUUCUCAGGGGAGAAUUGAGCAAACAGAAUGAUCCAGUGUUGAAUGAUCUGGAUUCACACGACCUGAUUCGAGCGGGUCUGAUAUCACAGAGCAGUGCGAAUCAAGGGAAGCGUCCAAUCAAGCUUUCCACGAUCGAUAACUACCAGGGUGAAGAGAGCGAUAUUGUCAUUGCGUCACUUACCAGAAGUAACAAACAAGGCAACAUCGGAUUCAUGGCAGCACCUGAGCGAGUUAACGUCCUGCUUUCUCGCGCCCGUGAUGUUUUAAUCAUGAUUGGAAACUCCGAUACUUUCUUAUCGAGUAGACAAGGGAAAAAAUGCUGGAAACCGCUAUUGGACCAGCUGAAGACCAAUGGCCAUAUCUACGAUGGACUGCCUGUCAGGUGCGAGCAGCACCCCCGGACUACCGCCGUCUUGAAAAAUGCUAUAGACUUCGACAAGGAAUGUCCAGACGGUGGCUGUUCUGAACCCUGUGGCGUAAAACUGAACUGCGGUACCCACGACUGCCCCUCUAGAUGUCACCAGCUCUCAGAUCACUCAAAAAUGAACUGUCCCACGAUGGUGGAAUGGAAAUGCUCUCGUGGACACCGCCGUACAGCCCCCUGUUCCAAGACUAGGAGCGCAUGCGGAAGUUGUAUCAACGAAGACCAGGAGCAACAACGCAGACGCCAGAGAGAUCUCCAGCUGGAUGCAGAGCGUCAAAGAAAACAAAAUGAAUAUGCGGAACAACUUGCUGAGGCGCAGUCUGAGAUUGCUCAUCUAAAGCGCACUCAGCGAGACGCCUGGGACGACGUGGAGCGACAGAAUAUUCUCCGUCAGCAUCAACAGGAGAUCGAGAAUCUGAAGUCUCCCAAAACUCGGAAUGUCCCGCAACAGCUCAUAUCCCCAAUACGUACGACCAACGAAGUGAACGUCACGAAUGCCGGGGCACAAAUCACACCGCCAGCGACCCCUGAAUCGACAUCUGGUCAGCCGAGCACCGAUGUGCAAGAGGAUCCCAGCGAGCCCCAAGAGCCCGAGGCAUCGUCGCCAUCAGAAGAUGACUGGGAAUAUCAAAAGCAGUUUAUGAAUGCUAGAAGCAAUGAAAUCGAUAAGCUGAUGGCAAUGAUUGGACUCGAGUCUGUCAAAGAGAAGUUCUUGGCCAUCAAAGCCAAGGUCGAUAUUGCCGUUUCCCAAAAUGUCAAGCUUGACCGUGAGCGGUUUGGAACAGUGUUGCUUGGCAACCCCGGCACGGGUAAGACGACAGUAGCACGACUGUACGCGAAAUUCCUCGCGUCCAUGGGUGUGAUACCUGGGGCAGAAUUCGUCGAGACAACAGGUUCCAGGCUGGCGAAUGACGGUGUCUCGGGAUGCAAGAACAUCCUCGACAAGAUUCUGGAAAAUGGCGGAGGGGCUAUGUUCAUCGAUGAGGCGUAUCAACUGACCCAGAGCAGUUUUGGAGGCACGCAAGUCCUCGACUUCCUCCUAGCCGAGGUGGAGAAUCUCACCGGCAAAAUGGUAUUCAUUCUGGCCGGGUAUCAGAGGCCUAUGGAAAAGUUCUUCGCUCACAACAUUGGCUUGCCGAGCCGUUUUCCACAUGAGCUUAAAUUCCACGACUAUGACGACGGCGAGCUGCUGAAGAUUUUAGGACGAGGAAUCGAGUCGAGAUGGAGACAGCAGAUGAAGGCGGAGGGUGGACUUGGGGGGUUAUUCUGCCGCGUUGUGUCUCGCCGUGUUGGACGAGGUCGUGGCAGCGAGGGAUUUGGAAAUGCACGAGCCAUUGAGAACGUCAUUUCUAAAAUUGCCGACCGCCAGUCUGACCGACUGAAGAAAGCGAGGCGAAGAUCCAAGUCUCUAGUCGACAAUUUCCUUCUCACGAGGGAGGAUCUGAUUGGACCAGAGCCAACCCAAGCUUUGGAGGGUUCGAAGGCGUGGAAGACACUGAAAGCGAUGAUCGGUCUGGAUGCCGUCAAAGAGUCGAUCCAAGCACUCCUAGGUACCAUCAGCUGGAACUACAAGCGGGAGCUCAGUGAACAACAUCCCAUCGAAUAUGGCCUGAACAAGGUCUUUUUGGGUUCUCCCGGCACCGGGAAAACGACCGUGGCGAAGCUGUAUGGUCAGAUCUUGGUUGAUCUGGGGUUGUUAUCCAACGGAGAAGUGGUAAUCAAGAAUCCUUCCGAUCUGAUCGGGAGUGCAAUGGGCGAGUCGGAGAAAAACACCAAAGGAAUUCUCUCUUCGACAGCGGGCAAAGUCCUGGUGAUUGACGAAGCCUACGGUCUCUUCGCGGGAGGGACCUCCACCGAAGGAACCUCCCAAAGCGACCCAUACCGAGCUGCCGUUGUCGACACCAUCGUGGCCGAAGUCCAGAGUACGCCCGGUGAAGAUCGAUGUGUGCUACUCCUGGGUUACAAGGACCAGAUGCAGCAAAUGUUUCAUAACGUCAAUCCGGGUCUCAGUCGACGGUUUCCCAUUGACCAGGCCUUUGUAUUCGAAGACUUCACCAAGAAACAGAUGGAUUCUAUCCUGACACUGAAGCUUAAAGGGCUUGACCUUGGGAUCACCGAGCGUGGCCGGGCAGUGGCACUGGAGAUGAUCGAGCGUGCCCGCAACCGCCUGAACUUCGGGAAUGCAGGAGAGAUUGAUAUCCUCCUGAACUCUGCUAAGAUGCGUCUGCAGAAGCGGAUCUCUUCCCUGCCGGGUGUCGAUUAUGCAUUAGCAGCCGUGUUUGAUGCCCCGGACUUUGACGAGGACCAUGAUCGCGCUGAUAGAGAGGCCAAUGUUGCAGAGCUGUUCGAAGGCGUGGUGGGGGCCGAGGAUAUAAUUUCCAAACUGGAAGACUACCAACAACUCGUGAGGCGCCUCAGAGCUCUAAAUAUGGAACUUGGUGAGGAGGUACCUUACAACUUCCUCUUCCGCGGGCCACCAGGCACGGGAAAAACAAGCACCGCAAAAAAGAUGGGCCAAGUUUACUACAACAUGGGUCUACUAGCCUCAACGGAGGUAGUGGAAGCCUCCGCGACGGACUUGGUGGGUCAAUAUGUAGGACAGACAGGUCCGAAGACCCAAAAACUGCUCGAGAAUGCCCUCGGCAAAGUCCUUUUCAUCGACGAGGCAUAUCGUCUGGCCGAGGGAAAUUUUGCCAAAGAAGCAAUGGACGAGCUAGUCGACUGUAUUACCAAGCCUAUGUUUUUCCACAAGCUGAUCAUCAUUCUCGCGGGCUAUGACGAUGAAAUUAACAACCUGAUGUCCAUCAACCCGGGCCUAACCAGUCGAUUCCCUGAGUCUAUACAGUUCCACUCUUUAUCCCCGAGACAAUGUGUUCAGCUCCUGAUCACUCUCUUAUCUAAGCGGCAGAAGAGCGUCAGCUCCAAGGAAAACGGAGACGUGGGUUUUGACCUAGGUGCACUGGAAAGACCGCAGGAGACUUUUGUCACGACGGUGACCCAGCACUUCGAGACGCUUUCCCAUACAACCGGGUGGGCAAAUGCUCGCGAUGUUGAAACUUUAGCAAAGUCUAUUUUCCGAAAGGCCUUACAGACUAGUGGUGUCACCGCCGUGGUGGUGACAGAAUCGCAUGUACUGGAGGCUCUUGGCGACAUGGUCAAUGAUCGAGCGUCCCGCGAGAAACCAUUACCCAAGCGACUGUCUCUUUGCCAGGACGGCACAGAGAAGACCCAACCCGCCCCGCUAUCUCAAACCUCGCAUCGCCCCAAGAUGAGCACACCGAGCAUUCAAUCCUCGUUGCUAGAAAAGAUCGAAGUUCGCGAAGAGCACGACGAAGAAACGCAGCACCAACUGGUGGAAGCCGAAGCCAAACCGCGAGAUGCUGGCGUCAGCGAUGAGGUCUGGUAUCAACUACAGAAAGACAAAGCCGCGGCCCUCGCCCUUGCACAGGAAGACGCAAAGCAGCAGGAAGCCGAGGCAAGGGAGCGGGAGAUUCUCCAGAAAAUGAAAGAACCGGUUAUUGCUCCCCCUACCGCUCCCGAUGACGAGGACAAAAGACGCCACGAACAAGCUCGACUGCAGCGUUUGGCUCAACUUCGCGAGCAGGAGGCGAUUCUUAAGAAGCUUGAGAAGGAGAAAGCCGCGAGAGAGGAAAGGCAGCGGCAGGAGGAGAAAGCACAGAAAAAAUUGAGAGAAAUGGGGGUGUGCCCUGUAGGUUAUCGAUGGAUCAAACAAAACGGUGGUUAUCGGUGUGAGGCUGGGGGUCAUGUAGUGUCUGAUGCACAGCUGGCAUAGAGUUGACUAUCCAUCGACCCUCUGUGGUCGACUACUGUGCCUCACUUUUCAUGUGCAAUUGAUUGUUGGAAAAUCAGU
Molecule: messenger RNA, 7074 nt
Organism: Aspergillus candidus
Lineage: Eukaryota; Fungi; Ascomycota; Eurotiomycetes; Eurotiales; Aspergillaceae
Product: P-loop containing nucleoside triphosphate hydrolase protein
Exons: 6
Coding region: 1-6996 (2331 amino acids)
Molecular function (GO): ATP hydrolysis activity; helicase activity; ATP binding
Source: RefSeq, a predicted model, not a curated record